UCUCCCCUGUCUCACGCCCAUGUGAGGAACCAAUAACAUGGGCUAAAUUACCAGCACCUAUUUGCUGUGUCCCCUGCAAAAGCCUGAACUCCCAUGUUUACAGCCCUGGCCUAACAUCCCAUUCUCCCCCAGCCAUGAUCCCAAAUCCGGCACUUUAAAAACCCUCAUCCUGCUUUUCUCACAAGAUUGUGAGGACUCAUCUGUGGAUUGAAUGGAGACAGCAAAGAACAUCUUUUCUUGAGUGGGAUUUAACAUCAACUGGGUGAAACACUCCAAAUAAGAUUACACAAGCAAAAUAAAAGGACACUCGGCUAGUACCACUAUGGCUCGGGCUACUAAAGGUCCCGUAGUGAAGUCCAUCCCUCCCACUGGUGGAGAUGCCCCGGCUAGGACAGCACACUCAGACUCACUUACUGCCCAGAGCCAUGGAAUUUUACGAAUAAUGAAUCGUCCGGCACAAUGGGUGGUCAUCAUCACACUUCUGAUUUCUUGGUCAAUAGCAGGUGUUGUCAUGUUUGAUUUUGUCAGUGACAAUCAGAUUGCAAGCAUCCAGGAUUUUGGCUCUGAUCCAGUGCUAGCAGUGAGCAAGGCCAUUGAAGGCAUUGAAAAAAGGAUAAACCAUAUGAACGACAUGCUUUAUGAUGCUAUCGAGUAUGUCACUGAAAUAAUAUUUAAUCCGAAGGACGCUAUUAGUUUAGCAGCCGACUCAUCUGUGUCUUAUCUGUCAGGAAUAUUUAGUGCUGAUGGAGAUUCAGGAGUCACUGAAACAGUGAAAUAUGCUGGCACUGUAUUGGAUGAAGCUACAGAAUGGAUCAGAUCUCCAGUGAGCUACUUUUUCCACUUGUUUGAAGACAUAUUGGCUGUAGCGAUUACUCCAGUGGACAUGGUCACUGAAGUUGCUGUGCAAAUAUUAAGUGGGAUCAAGACCAUUAUACAAUACAUUUCAGCCAUGUUUGGGGGCAUUGAAGGCAUUACUGAAACAGUUAAACUUGGUGGCACUGUAUUGGAUGAAGUUACUGAAUGGAUUAGAUUCCCAGUGGGCUACUUAUUCCACUUAUUUGAAGAUAUCUUGGAUGUAGCAAUCAUUUAUCCAGGGGACAUUGCCACUGAAGCAGUUCUGCAAAUUUUGAGUAGGAUUAAGACCAUUUCUUCAGCCAUAUUUGGGUACCUUAAAGCUUGGUUUCCCAAAAUGAGCACUGAUCCUGCAGGACUGGCUGAAAUUGUUGUAGAGGAGGCCACAGACAUAAAGACCACUGUCUCUAAUUACCUAACCAGUCUGUUUGCAGUGGAUGAAGGUGGUAUUCCUGACAUUAGCUUUGAUCCCAUGAAAGUUGUCACAGACACUGUUGAGGAGUUUGCUGACAGGAGGGAUAUGUUCUUGGCCUAUCUCUUCAACAUGGAAGACAAAGAUGACACACCGCAAGUUAUAAGACGAAAAGGAGAAUUUCUGCCAUCUAUGGAAAAAGUUCUUGAACAAGUGAAAGAAGCCAAAGAGAAAAAAGCUAGAGAGGAGAUAUACAAAAUCAUUCAAGAUAUGAGGGAAAAGAAGGCUGAAGGUAAAGAGGAAGAGAUAACACUACAACAAAUAAAUAUAACAGUAGAAAAAGUCAAGAAGGAAAAGAAGAUAGAAAAGGCUAAAAUAAAAGAAAAAUCCAAAGAGGACAAGACUCGAGAACCAGCAGAAAAGGACACCAAGAAAACAACUGAGAAAAAGGUCAAGGUGACUAAAGUAUACGAGGAACCCCCUAUAAAAAAGAAGAAAUCUGAACUUAAAAUGCCCAAAAAAGAGACCAAACCAGCAAAAUCUAAGAAAGAGCCUCGAGUUACAAAAGAAAAGGCUAAACCAGCUCGUUCAAAGAAAGCUGCAGUUGCUGUUGAAAAACCAAAACUUGCUCCUGGAAAGAAAGAGGCCAAAGUCAUUAAGGAGAAAGUUAAACCAACCUCUGUAAAGAAAGAGCAUGAACUUCAUAAAGAAAAGGAACCUGGACAAAUGCCAGAACCUAAAAAGAAAGGUCCAAAGGAAAAGGCAAAACCAGUCCUUGAAGAAAAGGAACCCAAAAUGAGUAAAGAAAAGCCAAAGCCAGCACCAAAGAAAGAUGAUGUUGGUCUUAUUGGUUUGGACUUGGAGCUCCUGAACUCUAUCAACCAAAAACUGUCUGUUCUGGAUUCACUGAGGAAGGACAUUGGUGAAAUGAAGAGUGAUCUGGAGUCCACUCAAAAUCAAAUUACACUUUUACGAAUGGACAACAGAACAAUCAAAGAUACAAAGACUGUUGGUGUAAAAGCAAAACCAGCAGUCUCCAAGGAAAAGGUCAAAACAGCAAAAAAAGGUAUUAAAACUUCUCAAUUACACAAGUUGGUUAUGAAUUAUAGACAUAACGAGCUACAAAAAAAAAAAACCUCUCGUUGUCUUCUUUAUAACACAGAACGUGAUGCACUGAAAAACAUCACUAAACCAGCACCUGCAAAGAAAGAUAAAGAGGCUCCAAAAGCUAAGAUCAGACCAGAGCCCAAAAAGAAAGAAAUCACACAUGAGAAGGUCAAACAAGUAAAGGAACCUUUACAGAAAGAACCUGAGCAAGUCAAACAAAAAGUAGUCGAGCCAGCUGAGAAGGAUGCUGUAGUGGACAAGGAAGUAAAAGAAGAACCUCAUGUCUCCAAAGAUAUUCCAGAGAUGGAUGAGGAGGACGUUCCCUACUUCCAGUGUUUCUUUGUGGAUGAGGAUGAGACUCAGUAUCCUUUCUUCCCCUUUUCACCACCACUGGGGUGAGUCCAGCCAAAGCUCAUAUUUUGAUAUUAAGCAUCAUG
Messenger RNA from Carassius carassius (crucian carp), 2808 nucleotides. Its product is annotated as triadin-like. Gene Ontology annotation, cellular component: membrane; sarcoplasmic reticulum. Gene Ontology annotation, molecular function: signaling receptor binding. The transcript is spliced from 31 exons. NCBI's taxonomy places the organism in Eukaryota, Metazoa, Chordata, Actinopteri, Cypriniformes, Cyprinidae. The record is from RefSeq and is a predicted model, not a curated record. Bases 323 to 2770 code for a protein of 815 amino acids.